Molecule: messenger RNA, 1686 nt
Organism: Exophiala mesophila
Lineage: Eukaryota; Fungi; Ascomycota; Eurotiomycetes; Chaetothyriales; Herpotrichiellaceae
Exons: 6
Coding region: 51-887 (278 amino acids)
Source: RefSeq, a predicted model, not a curated record
UUCCUCACUUCCAUCGAGCUCUCUCAUAGUUGCCACCCUGGAUUCCAGUGAUGACGACAACACCGCCACAGCGAGAGGUUAUCUCCCCAGUCCUGUCACCCUGGCAGGAUUCGUCAUAUGGGAGUCCAAAUCGCCCAGAAAGUACGGAACCGGUGGAAGACAUCUCUGAUUAUGAGUUGCAUGGACGCAAGUAUUCAGUCUUGUCGUCCCGCCCGCUGCCCGUGGACGAAAACGAACUGAUUCAUCAAAAAUUGCUGGACGCACUAUUUAAGCUGGCUCUGGACAGGAAAAACUAUCUAUGCCCUCAGGACAUCCACAAGGCCAGAGUUCUAGAUCUAAAUUCACGACUCGGCGACUGGUGUCUUGCUGUUGGGGACCUCGAUGAUACCUGCGAGAUCAUCGGCGUCGACAUCGCCCCGAUUCAACCUAUGUGGGUUGCUCCUACGGUGCGCUUCGAGAUCGAUGAUAUUGAUGACAACUGGACUUGGGGAAAUCGAUUCCAUCUCAUUUUUGCGCGUCAAUUGACUUACACUCGAAACCUGCUAAAGCUAGUAAGCCAGUGUUAUAACCAACUGGAACCUGGAGGCUGGUUGGAAUUUCAGCAGCUGAGCGUUGAACCCCAUGUCGGGAGUCCCUCCAGGGAUCGUGACGACGAGCGUCUAAGGGAUCCUAAGGAUGAGCAUCUGGGCAAUCCUGAGGAUAUGCUUCCAACUCUGAAAAUGGCAAUAUCUGAGCUCAACCACCAACUUGUGAAAGCAGAAGACAUAGAAUGUGUCCUUCAAGCCCAGGGAUUUCAGAAUGUGAAGCAUACAACCAUUGAGAUUCCAUUCGGGUCUUGGCCCGAAGACGAAAGAAAGGUCAGACACCUCUCCAGGGCAUACCUUUAGGCUAACACCUCACAGAAACAUUUGGGAAUCAUUCGACAAGCAGAAUUCAAGGCGGGUUUGGAAGGGUUGAUUCUGAAGCCAUUUAUAGAAGGACUGAAGUGGUCGACGACAAGGGUCGAGCAAUAUCAGGAACGGCUUCUCGCAAAGCUCAAGAGCCAAAGAGCUGUGUCGCAUUUGUCCAUCGUAUAUGCUCAGAAAUGAUCCUUGGCAAGAAAGAUACCUAUGAUCUGUUUCAACACGCACCCAUUGGUGAAGACGUGGGAGCAGACCAGACCACCAUUGUUCGGAGAACUCGGAGCGGUGCAAACUGGUUUCUGAAAGGAUUCAACCUGGUCAUUCUGGUCGUUGAACAGCAGGCGCCGAGAAGAGAGUCAAAUCGCUCAACAAAGGACGGAUGAUAGGUGUGGAUCGUUUCGCAUCGUUCCGCCCCGGAUUUUGGCCGGUACUUCCUGAGAACAUGAAAAAGUGGGACGAGGAGUAAAAUGGUUAUGUGGCGCUCCAUCUCGCCCACGUGCUGGCCUCUUCUUGGGCUAUCUCCCCUGGGAGGGGUCGGGACACUGGACGGGUCAAGUUCGAUCACAUGCCUAAAGACACGGCCAUGAUAAGAACGAUUGUAAGGGAACCAGCGUCGUGGGAAGAACCACCACACAUUCUAAGAUGGUGUAGAUAUUACGAAGAUCAGAGAUCUGUGCUCAUGAUACACACAAAUCCUCCAUCGCGAAAGGGCUGCCCAAAAAACAGAACGAAAGGAGAGGAACAUUUGUUUCAAUUACGAUUUGGAGAUUAUGAGUUCACUGCG